GCAAAUCUUACUGCGAAACUAAACCCUAGCUUUUUUUUUUCUUAUUAGAUAACUCUUUGUGUAGGGAGGAGAGAUAAUAAUGUCGACCAACUUUGGUUACCUCUACAAUAUUGCGGGAUGGGGCGAACCUUACUUCGUCGUUAACUCCAGCGGCAACAUCUCCGUUAUGAUUAACGGCGUUGAGACCACCUCUGAGGAGGCGAUUGACCUCCUCGCUGCGGUGAAGAAGGCGACUGAGGGGGGUCUCCAGUUUCCGAUCAUUCUCCGCUUCCCCGACGUGCUCAAGCACCGUUUGGACUCGCUCCAUACGGCCUUCGCGAACGCCAUUAAGUAUACCGCUUACACCUCCUACUAUCAAGGGGUGUUUCCCGUAAAGGUAAAUCAGAACAGGGACGUGGUGGACAAGCUGAUCAGUUUAGGGAAGGACUACAACUUCGGGCUGGAGGCCGGGUCGAAGCCGGAGCUCCUUCUCGCCAUGAACAGCCUUAUCAACGGAAGCCCGAAGGCGUACCUGGUGUGCAACGGCUACAAGGACAUGGACUACGUCUCCCUCGCCCUCGUGUCACGCAACUUCGAUCUCAACACAAUCAUCGUGCUCGAGUUGGAGGAUGAGGUCGACACGGUGGUGGCGGCGAGCAAGAAGCUCAAUAUCCGCCCCGUGCUCGGCAUCCGUGCGAGGCUGCUCACCACCAACCCCGGCCACUUUGGGUCCACCUCGGGCAAGCACGGCAAGUUCGGCCUCUUGGAGGACCAAAUCUACGCCGUCGCAGAGACGCUUAAAGAAAAUAACAUGCUCGAUUGCCUCAAACUACUCCACUUUCAUAUCGGGUCGCAGAUCCCGACCACAUCCAUCAUCGGCAGCGCAGUGCGCGAGGCUACCGGGUACUACUGCAACCUGGUGCAGAUGGGGGCGCCGAUGGGCACCCUGGACGUCGGCGGGGGGCUCGGGAUCGACUACGACGGGACGCGGUCCGGUGAGUCGGACAUGUCGGUGGCGUACGGCUUCGAGGAGUACGCGUCGACGGUGGUGCAGGCGGCGAGGCUCGUGUGCAACCAGAAGGCCGUGGCGCACCCGGUGCUGUGCAGCGAGAGCGGCCGCGCCCUCGUGUCGCACCAGUCGAUCCUGAUAUACGAUGCACUGGUGGCCGUGGAGGAACCCAGCGACUCGCUCACAUCCGACGAAUUAAUCAGCCGCCUCGACGAUCUCGUCGGAAACCCGACGACCCUUCACGCCAACCUGAAAUCCGCCGUCCGAUCGAGGGACGGCAGCAACAAUGACGCCUCCUUAGUCCACGCGGACCAGCUCAAGAAGCACGGGGUCGAGAUCUUCAAGCUCAGCAGACGCCUGGCGAAGCAGUUGGAGGCGGCCGGGGAGAAGACCUUCGCGUACCACAUGAACCUGUCGGUCUUCUCGCUCACGCCGGACUUCUGGGGGAUCAAGCAGCUGUUCCCGAUCAUGCCGAUACACCGGCUGCAGGAGAAGCCGACACAGAAGGGCACGCUCCUCGACCUCACGUGCGACAGCGACGGCAAGGUCGACCUGUUCAUCGGCGGGGCCCAGACUCUCCCCCUGCACGACGUAAAACAAAGCGGCGGCGGGUACUACAUCGGCACGUUCCUGGCGGGGGCGUACCAGGAGGCGCUGGGGAACAAGCACAACCUGUUCGGCGGGCCGAACUUGGUUCAGGUGGAGAGCGCCGGGAGUGCCGGGGGAUUCACCGUGGCGUUCGUUGGGGCCGGGCCCACCGCCGCGAAUCAAUUGCAAUCGAUGCAUUACGACCCCGCUGAGAUGGCGAAGGUGAUCGCCGACCGGGCGAAAGAGACCGGGCACUGGACGGAGACGGAGCAGACGCUCGUAACUAAGGUGUUCGGCACUAUGCCUUACCUCUUCGGUGAGCUGUAGGUCGAUCGGCGUUAUGCAUGCGAUCUGCAGGACGUGUUACCUACGCGGUGUUAAUUUAGUGUGUUUAAAUAAAGUGGCCUUGUCGUGUUAGGCCCGACUUUCGUGUGUUCAUGCAUGUCGUUUUUUUUUUUCUUUUUUUCCCCCUCCCACUCUCUUUACACAAUGUCUGGGAAAAUGUGGUUGAUGAGAGGCUCGUGUAUGCCUUUGAGAAUGAGAAGUUGGUUUGCCAAUUUUUCUGAUACUA
This is a messenger RNA of Ananas comosus (pineapple), 2147 nucleotides long. RefSeq names its product arginine decarboxylase 2-like. Gene Ontology annotation, molecular function: arginine decarboxylase activity. The transcript has 4 exons. Lineage: Eukaryota; Viridiplantae; Streptophyta; Magnoliopsida; Poales; Bromeliaceae. The coding region runs from base 80 to 1903 and encodes 607 amino acids. Gene Ontology annotation, biological process: L-arginine catabolic process; spermidine biosynthetic process. The record is from RefSeq and is a predicted model, not a curated record.